GGCAUUAUCCUGAGACAGGAAAGAGAUCAGCCAUAUUUCCUGGGACACCAAAACAAGAGAUGGCAGCAUUUCAUAGAAUGUCAAAAGAUCCACCUCCACCUCCACUGCUUCCUGUACCUUCAUCUACACAAUCAGGAAUUUCAUCUGAUGGACAAUUCAUCCACCCCACAACAUCAAGUCAAGGUACUAAAAGAAAACGUGAUCAUGAAUCCGAGUCAUCGCUGACAUCAGAUGUGGAGAUCAUGAACACGGCAAAGCAAAUCAUGAAAAGAGUCACUGACCAAGCCAUCAUGAUGCACAGAGAUAUAAUUUCAAAGAUAGACAAAAUGGAUGAAGUUAGCAGGAAGAAGGCAACCAUUGGGAUUUUUGGAAAAUCAGGAGAAGGAAAGAGCUCCCUUUUAAAUGCAGUCUUGGGGAAAAAGGAUCUACUGCCAUCUGGUUGUUUUGGUGCAUGUACAGCAGUUAUUACCCAGGUGGAAGCCAAUCUGAGUGAUUCCAACUAUUCAGCAGAGAUUGAACUCUUCUCUAAAGAGGAGUGGGAGAAAGAGCUCAAAGAUCUUUUAAAUAUUUUAUCGGAUGAAAAUAAGGACAGAAAUGCUGACAUGAUAGAAAUUGCUCAAGAAAAGAUCACUGUGCUGUAUGGAGAGGAUGCAGAUCAAAAAACAUUCGAUGAGUUGAUGAUGGAGAAUUGUAAAAUAUUUGCAAGCUUGACUACGAAAAUCUCAAAGAGUGAUGUCACUGAAUUUGCAAAUGAGGUCGAUUUUUACAUACAGCACAGUAAGUCAAGCGGUGGUGGCUGGUACUGGCCGCUUGUAAAGAGUGUGACUUUCAAGAUUCCAAAUUGUGAUGAACUCUUGGAACACAUUGUGCUUGUUGAUAUUCCUGGGACAGGAGACUGCAAUAAGCUUAGAGAUGCCAUGUGGAAAUCUAAACUUCGAGAGUGCUCUAAUGUGUGGAUUGUAAGUGCUAUCAAUCGAGCAAUCACUGACAAAGAACCCUGGGGUAUAUUAAAGCACUGCGUUGAAGAUUUGGGACCAGGAGGAGAGUGCAAAAGCAUACAUUUAAUCUGUACAAAGACUGAUGAUAUCGAACCAGGAGAAUAUUUGAGAUCUGAACGGCUUACUAAAGGGCAAAUCUUUGAAACCUUUGGAGACAAGGAUCUGAAAAAAGCGUGCAUACUUCAUAGAAAUGAACGUGCAAAGACAGAAGUCAAAGAAAAGUUUGAAAAAUCGGAAAUCAAGAAAAGAUUCAGUUCUGACAAGAAUUUUCUUCAAGUUUUUACUGUAAGCUCCAAAGCUUUUUUUGACCACAAUUUAAAUCUGGAGCCCAGUGAAACAGAAAUAACAGAUCUGCAGGAAGUUCUGAGGACUCUAAACAAGAACAUUAACAGAGAACUGACCAGAGAUUAUGUCAAUGAAGCAAAGGGAGUUUUAUCUUUGAUCCAGAGUGUCCAACUGGAUACAGACAAGAAAACGGCUGAGACAAAAUCCAGUGUGCACAUUGAAUUUGAGGAGAACUUUAAAAAGGCACAAAAUGAACUGGUAAAAUAUUUUGACAACAUUUAUAAUAUCCUGGAGAAAUGUCUCUCAGAAGGAGUGGAAGAAUCAGUGCAAUUAUGUCUUGCAAACACACAGGCUGUGAUUUCACCUAAUAUUGAUAAAAGAGGAUUCCAUAAAACCCUUCAAGCAUUGUGCAAGAAUGGAGGAUGCUAUUGGUCGAAAGCUUUGGAUAAAGUCAUAGACCUGAACAAGCAAUUAGCCAAACACCUGCACGAAUCUAUUGACAAAGAUUUCGAUGAGAUUUUUCCUGUCAGUGGUAAAACAGGAAGGUCAGUGCAGGAACAGAUCGAUAUGUUCAGUAUCAUCCAGAGUAACUCUGCAUACACAAGAUCUCCCAUGUUACUUCACAUUCAGAACUACAUCAAAACAGAGGAAAACCAACUGAAGGCAUCGCUCAACAGAGAUGUUGUUAAAAGGAAAAAGAAAAUCUAUACAUCAAUCCAAACAACCAUUGAGGAUGCAAUGGCUUCUUGUUAUGAAGAAGCUGCAGCGGUGAAAGGAGAAGGAUCCAUGAGUGUAAGGCAAGACAUGUUAAUAAAGCAUGUUGAUUUGAUCAAACAUGACAUGUUCAACAAGGCAAAAAUGAAAGUCCUUGAAAGGUUCAAUAACUUAAAGCUGUAUAUAAUAAAUACUCUUGAAUUUGGACUGAACGGAUCAAUGAAACUGUCACAGUCACAAACAAAAUCAUUGUUGGAUGUCUCCAGAGAGACUGAACAGCUGGAGAGACUGUCAGAUCAACUGUAUGACUGAGAUCAUCAAGCAAUGAACAGGGCAAGAGAAAAGAUAUGAUUCACAAAAGGGAAAUAUUCUUAACACUUUAUUUUACAGUGUCUGAGUUAUACAUAUUACAUGUUACUAAAAGUAAACUCAACAUAUUACUCAGAGGUUUGGGUUUUAUUUUAAGUUUGAAAAACUGCAGAUCAUGAUACACAAACUGUAUACUGAUUUAUAGCAUAUUUAAUAUGAUAACCUUUAUAAAAGCAAUGAAUAGAAAUGAUAUUUAAAAGCAUAUGGCAGUUUGCCAAUAUUCAAGAACCUAUAUUGGUGAUUUAUAGGUGGGAAAUAGUAAAAGGGUUUUAUUUUUUGUUGUUGUUAUAAUUUCUGAAAAUGAUUUGCAAAACAAUCAAAGCAACAGAUCUUUUUUAACACUGUUAAUGAGUCUAGCAUUUGUGAUUGAUAUUUGACACUUAUUCAAUAAAUUAAUGAAUGUAUUCAUAAAGUAUCUAUCCAUGUUUAAUGUUUAAGCUAUGACAACAGGACAAAAUAGUGAAGCCUUUUUUUAUUUAUGCAAAUUAUACAUUUACAAAUACAUAAAAUCUUAAGAGUAAACUUUUUUCUGCUAUACAUAAAUCUUAAUAAUAAACAGCCUAAUUAAUACAAUUGCCUUCACACUGGUGCAAUCAAAGAUGGAUGUGUAUUAAUAAACAAAUUAUAGGCUAAUGUAAGUCUCAAAGUUAUAGAUUUAAAGAGUUCACCCCCCUAAUAUUUAAACUAUCCUCAUAUACACACCCUUGUGUUGAUCUGAACAUAUAUUUCUUUUUUCCUGUGGAAUGCAAAAGGAGAUAUGAGGCCAACAUUAUCAGUCACCAUUCACUUUCAUUGCAUCUUUUUUCCUUAAAAAGUGAACGGUGACAGAGAUUAUUUUUUUUUAAAAAUUAUAUUUGUUUUAUUAUUAUUAAAAAAAAAUAUAUAUAGAGAGAUUUUUUUUUUUUAAUUCCACAAGUUUUGUGUUCCUACUUGAACUAUUUGGCAUUUGAAGU
Messenger RNA from Xyrauchen texanus (razorback sucker), 3319 nucleotides. Its product is annotated as nuclear GTPase SLIP-GC-like. The record is from RefSeq and is a predicted model, not a curated record. The transcript has 19 exons. Bases 60 to 2309 code for a protein of 749 amino acids. Gene Ontology annotation, molecular function: GTPase activity. NCBI's taxonomy places the organism in Eukaryota, Metazoa, Chordata, Actinopteri, Cypriniformes, Catostomidae.